GAAAAGCUGUCAUGGCUGUCAUCCACGAAAUGACCAACUCAAUUCUGAAUUCCACAAUGUGAUUUACCACCAAUUUUAACCAAUAGUAUCCACAAGACCAAUAGUUUUACAUCCAUAAGACCAUAAUGCCGAUGAACGUUUAAAAGCAAUGACUACACCGGUUCAACCAGCGCCUGUAACGGGUCGAGUGAAGAAUCCUUGCAGAAUCUGUGACCUGUCCGUUGCUGACAAAGGCGGGGUGCAGUGUAAGGGGGCUUGUGGCAGAUGGGCCCACUACAAAUGCCUGGGCUUCACCCCCCAAAUGAUCUUAGACGCACGCGAUGGUAAAUUCGAAAUAAUUUGUCCAUGCCCACAUUGUAAUCUGAAAAAGUUGGACGAAGAGUUGCAUAAGGAGUGGCAAUGUAUACAAGUGGACGGAUCUUGUCCGAAGGAAAGAAUUGAUAAGCCGAGGGUGCUAAAGCCAUCUGCGUGCGUUGCGGAAAUACAGGAAUGCAACAAAGCCACGUGCGAUCCGCCAUGUAGCGCUGCUAUCACAAAAAAAUCAGUUACACCAAGACCUGCAACUGCUGUAAAACCAACAGUUGCGACGAAACCGCCAACUCCUACAAAGUCAGCUGCAACUCCUACAACAGUAGUUGCUCGAGCCGGAAAUGACUCUACAACAGCAUCUGUGAAGAGCACUGCCGUCUCACCAGCAGGAUCCCCACACUCGUUACCCGUCGCUGACAACCCUAACUCCGGCAGCUCUGGCCCCGUUAGCCCAGUCUCCAAAAGCCCUGUUUCUGAUAGCCCCGUUCCUAAUAUUCCAGUCGCCAAAACUCCUAUAAAAAAAGUCGCCGUCCCCAAAGUCGCUAUCUCCGAUAGCCCUAAAUCCGGCAGCCCUGUCCCCAAAAAGCCUGUUCCGCAAGUUCCCCACAAAAUCGAAGCACAAACCUCGUAUACCUUCCCUUGCACAGCAAAAGGAGGCAUCGUCCCUUGUGGACAAAGUCCCCCAUGUGCUGGCCCAACACCUUGUGGUCCAAAUUACCCAUGCGCAAUCAUCGAAGCUGAGAAACAUAAAAAAGUACUCUACAAACAUGUAAAACAUAGAUUUAAAAAUCCAUACGAAUGCAUACCGCCAAUACUUGACAAAACGCCAUCUGAUAUGUCACUAACAAAUCAAAACCUAAUUUGUGAUUCCGAUGUUUGCCGUGACUUGGACUGUGGCCCAGAUGCGAUGUGUAACACUGAUGCAUUUACAUAUGAGGGAAACCGCCUACUAAAAUGUGUCCGUGAUCCAAUUUGCACGAAGAAUCCUAAACCAGUGCCAAUGGCGGGCAACCCUCACACCAGAAACACUAUUCCUAAAGAGAGAAAAUUUGAGAAGAGUCCCAAACCUGCGGAUAUAAAUCUAGGCUCGCAACAAGCACCGUGCAGAAAUUGCAAAUGUUGCACAGCUUCAGGUCCGAUGUUGGACCAGUUCAAGUGCGUGUCAACUUGGUGCCCAACAAAAUACCCCAGGACGUUGAAAUCGGCGACCACCUGCACAGAGGACAAGUCAAAAUCUUGCACAUGUAUGAAAGUGAACAGAUUGGCGACAGAUAUCAUAACGACAACAGAACUAGCAAACACUCACAGCCGAUUGAUCCCAAGUGUAUCAGACUCGAUGGUGUUGAAGACAGGUCAAUCGACCCUUAUGUGUGCCAUCGACCAGCUGUGCGCCACGGUUGGCCAGCUUACUGGUCAGAUUCAAAUGCUACUGGUACGGAAGCCGAAAUAGACUCAAAUGGAUCAAGAUUUUAUAACUGAUAUUGUACAGGCAUUUUACUAAAGACAUCAUUAAAUGAAAUCAUGUAACAAUAAAUUUGAA
Messenger RNA from Plodia interpunctella (Indianmeal moth), 1849 nucleotides. RefSeq lists its product as uncharacterized. The record is from RefSeq and is a predicted model, not a curated record. Bases 149 to 1759 code for a protein of 536 amino acids. NCBI's taxonomy places the organism in Eukaryota, Metazoa, Arthropoda, Insecta, Lepidoptera, Pyralidae. The transcript is spliced from 4 exons.